Messenger RNA from Monoraphidium neglectum, 654 nucleotides. RefSeq lists its product as hypothetical. The transcript is spliced from 5 exons. The record is from RefSeq and is a predicted model, not a curated record. Bases 1 to 654 code for a protein of 217 amino acids. Lineage: Eukaryota; Viridiplantae; Chlorophyta; Chlorophyceae; Sphaeropleales; Selenastraceae.
AUGUCCCUGCAGACAAAGCGGGCCUUCCUGGGGGAUGUCAACCCCGGGAGGGAGUACAAAGAGCCUCGCAUAUAUCAGGAGCCGCGGCAUGAGGAGCCUUCCAGUGCCGGAGAGGCGUUCCUGGAUGCGCGCGGCGGCGACCAUGACGACUGCGCCACCCUCCAGCAGCUGGUCGACAGGGCCAUUGAGACAGAGGCCAACACAGGGCCAGCGCAGCCGGCAGAGACGUACGGGCCCGGCGGCAGCUGCAGCGGCGGCGGCGGCGGCGGCAGCGCUGCGGCAGCGGGGCCCUCGGCUGCACGUGAUGCGGGCGGGGGAGCAGCGGCAGAGGACGAUGACUACGACCCCCUGGAGGCCUUCAUGUCAGAGAUCCAUGAGGAGGUGGCGGCCAACAAGCCAGCGCCCCCGGGGGCGCGCCCAGAUGCGGCGCUGGCGUGCGACGACGAGGCGGACCCUGCCGCAGAAUACAUGGCGGUGCGCCAAGCGGCGGGCGGCCUCAGCGCCGCGCAGGCCAUCGCGGCCGACGUGGCGGCGGCCGGGUACGACUCAGACGAGGAGGUGUAUGCCACCGCCAAGGCGCUCCAGGACCAGGGGGGCGGUGGCGGCGACGACGAGGUGCGGCCCUGUGACGCUGGCAUUGGCGCAGGGAUUUGA